UCAGUAGUCACUCUUUACCAAUCCUCCCAGAUCUCCAGGCUUCCACUUCCAGGUGCAGCGGUUCAACUCUCCAAAACAUGGCCAAGGACAUGACUCUGCUGUGGGGCUCCGGCUCUCCUCCCUGCUGGAGGGUCAUGAUCGCUCUGGAGGAGAAGAACCUGCAGGGCUACAACCAGAAACUGCUCUCCUUUCAAAAGGGGGAGCACAAGUCCGCGGAGGUCAUGGCCAUGAAUCCCAGGGGACAGCUUCCUGCCUUCAAACACAAAGACUAUGUCCUGAAUGAGUCCUACGGUGCCUGCUUGUACCUGGAGAGCCAGUUCAAGUCCCAGGGGAGCAAGCUGAUCCCUGACUGCCCAGCAGAGCAAGCGAUGAUGUACCAGCGCAUGUUUGAGGGUCUCACACUCAACCAGAAAAUGGCGGAUGUUAUCUACUACAACUGGAAGGUCCCGGAAGGAGAGAGACAUGACUCCGCUGUGAAGAGAAAUAGGGAGGCUCUCACUGCUGAGGUCAAGUUGUGGGAGACAUACAUGGAUAAGAAAUGCGGUUUCAUGGCAGGAAAGACCUUUUCACUGGCUGAUGUGGCUGUUUAUCCAAGCAUCGCUUAUGUCUUCCAUUAUGGGUUAAGUGAAGAGCGUUACCCUAAACUGGCGGCCUACUAUAACUGUCUGAAGAAAAGACCAAGCAUCCAAACCUCCUGGCCCCCUACCUGGCAGGAGGCCCAUGAGGGAUCAGAAAUGCUCAAAGACCUCUGAGAUUCAGACGCACUUCAGCCGACACACUGGAACUGUUCCUGUUGUGUGAUAUGUAACCACUCCUUGCAUUGCACUUCUCUAGCUGGCUGCACUUUUUAAGGAAUAUGCAUUUGCUGUGGUUAUGAAUUCCCUGACAUCAUUUUGCUUCCUUAAACUGCAGAUUUAUUAUUUUUCGUGCUGUAAACAAAAACAAUAAACAUUGGCUUUUCAACUUUG
This is a messenger RNA of Anoplopoma fimbria (sablefish), 968 nucleotides long. RefSeq names its product glutathione S-transferase A-like. Gene Ontology annotation, molecular function: glutathione transferase activity. The record is from RefSeq and is a predicted model, not a curated record. Gene Ontology annotation, biological process: glutathione metabolic process. NCBI's taxonomy places the organism in Eukaryota, Metazoa, Chordata, Actinopteri, Perciformes, Anoplopomatidae. The transcript is spliced from 6 exons. The coding region runs from base 78 to 752 and encodes 224 amino acids.